AUGAGUGCUCCAGUCGCGCCCUUCAACCCCCGACCUAUGCUCCAGAGCUUGGUCGACAAAGAUAUCCUCGUGCGCCUGAAGUGGGGCGAGACCGAGUACAAGGGCCGCCUUGUUUCCGUCGACCUCUACAUGAACAUCCAGCUCAACAACACGGAAGAAUUCAUCAAUGGACAGAGCUCAGGACAACUGGGGCAGGUGCUGAUAAGGUGUAACAACGUACUCUGGAUUGGAGCGGCAGACCAGGUUGAGCCGAAGGCAUCAAAAGACACGGCCAUGUCGGGUUGA
Paraphaeosphaeria sporulosa is the source of this 285-nucleotide messenger RNA. RefSeq names its product small nuclear ribonucleoprotein F. Bases 1 to 285 code for a protein of 94 amino acids. The transcript is spliced from 4 exons. Gene Ontology annotation, cellular component: U1 snRNP; catalytic step 2 spliceosome. Gene Ontology annotation, biological process: spliceosomal snRNP assembly; mRNA splicing, via spliceosome. The record is from RefSeq and is a predicted model, not a curated record. Gene Ontology annotation, molecular function: RNA binding. Lineage: Eukaryota; Fungi; Ascomycota; Dothideomycetes; Pleosporales; Didymosphaeriaceae.